This is a messenger RNA of Aspergillus caelatus, 1688 nucleotides long. RefSeq names its product RNA-binding protein. The coding region runs from base 171 to 1145 and encodes 324 amino acids. The record is from RefSeq and is a predicted model, not a curated record. Gene Ontology annotation, molecular function: RNA binding. Lineage: Eukaryota; Fungi; Ascomycota; Eurotiomycetes; Eurotiales; Aspergillaceae. The transcript has 5 exons.
GUUCUAUACCGGCUUUCGCCUGUGCGAGAUUCUUUUUGGACUGUUGGGCCUACGAGACCUUCUUUUCUUUCUUUUAAUUGCAUAGCUUUUAAUUCAUUUCGCUGUACGUAUCCAACGGUCGAUUUUUACAUACCCUGUUUAUAUUACUAUCCAAUAAUACAUAUAUCAAAAUGGUCGACGCUCCUGAGAGUCCUGUCCCGCAGCAACAAACUCCCGUUAAGUCUUUCCAGAAUGGAGUCAGAACGACAGGCCGUGCCUUCCAUUCCCCCAACUGGCGUGUGAAGGGUGAGGAGAGCCCCAAUGCGCAAAGCGCGGGGUCCCCGGGUCCGAAGACCAAUACCUCAAGAAUCGCAUUCAGCAGACCCAGCCCUCAUGUCCCUCAAGCUAUUUCCGAAGGACGCCGUCUAUAUGUGGGCAACAUGCCCUACACUGCCAAGUCGGAGGAUGUGCAAGCGCUGUUCACCGCGGCCGAGUUUCCAAUCGAGCGGAUCGACAUUGCCAUUGACCCGUUCACCGGCCGUAACCCUUCAUAUUGCUUCGUCGACCUUGAAUCAAAGGAGUUGGCAGAGAAGGCCAUGAACGAAUUGGAUGGUCGCGACAUGCUUGGCCGUCCGGUUAAGAUUAAGCCGGGUGUGGUCAAGUCUUCUAGCGAGCGCUCCCAGCAACAGCAACAGCAACAGCAGCGGGCAGACGGAUCUCCUCGCUCUGACAGUAAGACAUCGCUUUUCACUAUGGACCGGUGGCGCCGCAACGAUGCUCCUACCUUUCCCAGGACCAACAGUGAUUCCAGCCGUCGGCUCUAUGUCGGUGGUCUUCCCCGGUUGACCGAUCAAGAAGAAAUUUCCAGCAAUAUCACAGAAUUCUUCAAGGACUACAAGCUUGAGAACAUUAGCAAGCUGUUCACUCCCCACCCCGCGAAGCGCUUCGAUCCCGGUGACCACUACUACUUGUUCGUCGACUUCGGCAGCGUUGAAGAGGCACAAUCGGCCAUGAACGCCUUGAAUGGGCAGGAGGGUCCUUGGGGGGCCCCUAUCCGAGUGCAGAGGGCUCGCGGAGAGACCAACUCUGAAGAUCGGAAGAACAAGUGGUCUUCUGCGCGAGGAGACGAAACCCCAGCUACCGGCGAUGUCUCCGUUGCUGUUUAAAAUAACCCCGAAUAGUCAGUCAUGCUUUGUUGGCUAGAAUAUAAUUGCAUAAACUUGGCGCUCAGAAUUAAAAAAACGGCAAAGGCAAAAUUGGAGUUUGGCGCUUUAUCACUUUGAGCAGGAUGGACUUUUCCAGAUUCUUGUCAGAACAGGCCCUCCCGAAUUCGUUCUAUCUUGGCGUCAAAAAAAUCCUUCCUGCAGCGGCACAGAGCAUCAUUGUCUGCUCAAGAAGACAUGCACGCCUCGGCCUUGUAUGGAAGGCAAAAAGGACACACUUGACGCCGGUCAACGCUUGGCUAUAGUUUUUUCAAAUCUAUCUCUCCACAUGGAUGACCAAGGCAAGAGCGGCUAGGGCAGAAAGAAGGAAAAAUAUGGAAAAGGAAAAGUGGAUUUCAAUGAUGAUUGACGACAAAAGGGGUAAAAUGGAAUAGAUCACGUCAAUGAAGUUCCAAUGUGACUAUGAUUUCUCUAGUGUCUAGACCUGUUCACUUAGCUUCCCACUAAUCAAUGUAACCGUCGGGAGUGUGAGGAUCUGCUUUUCCC